AUGAAUAAUGAUUUUUCGUCAACGUAUCUUCAGUCAUCGAAUGGCGGCAACAAUUCGUACUCAAAUGUCGACGCCCAACCGAACAAUACUGGCUAUGAUGCCUCGCAAAACAUCCCUUAUUCUUGGGGCAUGCCCGAACAGCCACCGCCCUCAGCACCAGCAGUUCCAACAUCCGCAAGUAUAAACGCCGCUCCAUCAAAAGGUUCUUAUUCCGAUAAUAAUGGCAAAGGCAUUCCCAAUAACAAGUCGUCUGCUAUCAUAAAUGGAAGUGGUAGUGGUAAUAAUAACAUAAACAAUAGAUCUCCCGAAUACGUCGAAUACACUCAACAAUGCGUGCAAACGAUACUAGAAAUCAAUUCCGAAUUGAUACGCGUUUGUAUUGAUUAUCAAAAUAAUAACUUGCUCAACGAACAAGAAUUAAUACAGUAUAAACAACGUCUUCAAGUCAAUCUAUCUUACCUUGCGACAGUGGCUGAUGAAUACAAUAAUAACUCUCGAAAUGAAAUAAAACCAAAAGCAAUCCCUGACUUAUCACUAUUGCCUACUCCACGUGGUUCACAUGGAAAAAAUCUUAACAGUCUUGUUCAAAGAGCAGUGCAUGCAUUUGCUAAUCACAAAAAAUUUCAUCGCCAUACAAACAUUAAUUCUAAUAAUAAAGGAUUCACCAAUACUACUUCAACUCAAGCAACGCCAGAUACCGAUUCAUCUGCAUCACCACGCCAAUAUAAGUUAUCCUCGUCUUCAAAUGGUAUGAUGAAUUCAUCUUCUCAGUAUCAACAGGCUUACCAAAAACAGCAGCAAUCUUCGGCAGCAUUACAACAACAGAUUCCUCCGCAACCACCGCAACAACCUCAAAUACAACAACCGCCCCAACAUCCGCAGCAAAUGCAACAACAUUCACAGCAACAGCUGCAACAUUCACAACAGAUGCAUCAACAACAGCAGUUACAACAAGCAUCGCAACAACAACAUUCACAUCAACAAUCACAACAAAUACAUCCUCAUCAACAGUCACAACAAUCAUCAAGCAGAUAUUCAAACUCAAUGCUUCCAUCUGUCACAAUGGCAGCGGCAUAUCAACAACAUUCAUCUUCAUUACAGCAAAAUAUGAUUGCUAAUAACAUGCCUGAUUAUUCGAUGGUGACAACUUCAAACCAAGAACACUCCUAUCAAGUCUUACCGCCACUUGUCGGGGUCGGUAUACCAGUUAAUGGUAGUGUGAAUGCUGGAAAUACCAACAAUGUGAAUGGUAGUGGUAACGGGCAAACAGCAGGAGGAAUAUUACCAUCUAUUAUUGGUCUAAGUGACCAAUAUAGUAUGUCUACAUCUCAGCAACAGCAACUUCAACUGCAAAAUGUUGGAUUCUCCGGAUUUGUGGGAAGUGGAGGUGCCGGUACAGGGUUCGGGCCCGCCAAUGCAUUUGGAAUGAUGAGAUAUCCGAGUUCUGGUGGGAUGGUUAACAAUAGCGGAAUAGUAAAUAACAACACUAUAGGAAAUAAUGGAAUUGGAAUUAAUGCUAGUUAUGGUAACAAUAGUAUAUCUGGUAAUACAUUAGGUUUACCGAACAUGUUGAAUCACGAAAAUGGUAUGUGA
This is a messenger RNA of Acaulospora morrowiae, 1593 nucleotides long. NCBI's taxonomy places the organism in Eukaryota, Fungi, Glomeromycota, Glomeromycetes, Diversisporales, Acaulosporaceae. The record is from the annotation of a GenBank genome assembly.